AAUUCCGAAGGAAUCAGACCUAUAAAAUCCAACCUGAACCCGAACCGAAUAUUUUGAAUGCCCAUGCCUUGUCUUUUUUGUGCACAAAGUUAAACAAAAAUUGAACUGAACUUGUUACCAACCAUAUUUAGCUCAAAUAAGUAAGUCUGUUAUUUUCUCUCUCUAUAAUUCCCGGGAAAUAAUGUUUACCAUUUCUCUCUCUCUCUCUGAAUGUUGUCUUAGUUGUAUUUUCUCUCACCUUGAUUCCUCAGAAUUUAAUUUUGUCACAGACUUCACGAUUGGUUACUGGAUUAAUUAUUCUUUCUGAAUCCAGCCCACUUCCUCCAUUUCUCUGUUUCUGUUGUUCCUUUUUUUUCUUCUUCAUCUCCAGAUGUCACAUUUGGUUUGCGGUAAAGAAGAAAAGGAAAACGUUUUUGAUUCAUUCUCUUGAUAAAUGGCUUUUCUUGAUUCUGUGUUGAGACAUUGGAGCCUCCUCCACAUUUUGUUUCUCUCCCUAUCUUUAUGUUUCCUCCUCGUCAGAUCACAAGAACCACCUUUCUUUACACAAUCUCCACCUCCACCACCACCUCCUCCACCUCCACCUCCACCACCACCACCACCACCUCCUCCGCCACCACCACCUCCACCACCACCACCGCCUUCUUCUGCACCUCCACCACUUGUUAAUGUGACAGACAUUUUUCCACCACCUCCAGUAGCAGAGACAAUUGCGCCUCUGCCUUCACCUACUCCUCAACAGCAGCCUCCGCAGCCCAGGUCAGAAUCCCUUCCACCGCCUCCUGAGCCACGGAGGUUUGGAUCACCAGAUGAACCAAAGAGAGGUGGAUUAAACAAAGGGGAGACGGUGGGACUAGUCUUUGCAGGGUUAGCAGCAAUGUUGCAGGUCUUGGUUGUUGUCUUCUUGGUUCUCAAGAGAAGGCAACUUCUCCAGCUGAAAGAAACUCAAUGACAUAUGCUAACAAUGUCUGAAUUGACACACAGCUUACUUUGUUAGUUUCAGAUGUCAUUUAAGAAAUGUUGAUUAGAGUGAUGAAGAUCAGAGAGAGGAGAAACUGCAAAGUGUUAACUAACAAUGUAACAAUCUUUUCUCAAGGAUUCUUUAAUGAUUUGCACAAAUGGUUUCUUCUUUCAAGAUGAAUCUGAUUAUGUUACAAC
This is a messenger RNA of Brassica napus (rape), 1155 nucleotides long. RefSeq names its product leucine-rich repeat extensin-like protein 3. The record is from RefSeq and is a predicted model, not a curated record. Lineage: Eukaryota; Viridiplantae; Streptophyta; Magnoliopsida; Brassicales; Brassicaceae. The coding region runs from base 434 to 949 and encodes 171 amino acids. The transcript has a single exon.